UCUCUCUCUCUCUCUUUGGAAAGGACAAAGAGGGUAGAGAAGAGAAGUGUGUGAGUGUUUAAUCAUGCAAAGAAAGGACUAAAAAGUGAAGAAGAGAAUUUAAUUCCUUCCCUACCCUCAAGAAGAAAUGGCUUGAGGGACAACAUUCUUUAGAAGAGACAAACUUCUUUUUCUUUCUUUUCUCCUCUUCUCAUUUUCUCUUUGUCUCUCUUUUCUUGCAUGGUCUUUUGUUAUUCUGAAGAGAGCAAGAAAGAAAGUAACAAAGAAAGAAAGAUUUAACUGUGGAAUGGGCAUAAGAGGAAACUGAUCAUAAAUUGUUGGAAAUGACUUGGUGCAAUGACUGCAGUGAUGUUCAAACAAUUGAAAGAAGCUCUCCGGCUCCAUCUAGUAAUAAUACAAGUGUUAUUGCUCAAAGACACAAAGAAAGCUUACUUAGAUGCUGUCCUUCAUGCGGUCACCAGAUCAAAUGUCCAGACCAGGCAAGAAUCCAUGAUUUGCCGGGGCUACCUGCUGGAGUGAAGUUUGAUCCGACUGAUCAAGAGCUGCUUGAGCAUUUGGAAGGGAAGGUGAAGUCUGAUGCUCGCAAGCUUCAUCCUCUAAUAGAUGAGUUCAUCCCUACAAUUGAAGGGGAGAAUGGAAUUUGCUACACCCACCCUGAAAAAUUGCCAGGGGUUAGCAAAGAUGGGUUAGUUCGCCACUUUUUUCAUAGACCUUCAAAAGCGUACACAACAGGAACAAGAAAAAGAAGAAAGGUGCAUACAGACACUGAAGGUGGAGAGACAAGGUGGCACAAAACAGGCAAGACUAGACCAGUUUUUGUUGGUGGGAAGGUGAAAGGAUACAAGAAGAUUCUUGUGCUCUACACCAACUAUGGUAAGCAAAGGAAGCCUGAGAAGACUAAUUGGGUAAUGCAUCAAUACCAUCUUGGCAAUAAUGAAGAAGAAAAAGACGGAGAACUUGUUGUUUCAAAAGUUUUUUAUCAAACACAACCUAGACAAUGUGGUUCAAUCAUGAAAGACUCUAUUCCUUCAAAAUUAAAAGGACAAAGUGUCCAUGAAGUUGCUAAUAACAGCCUUAAGAAUGCUACUCUUGUUGAGUAUUAUACUCCUUCUUUUAUAUCCUUUGAUCAAGGUGGUCAAACCAGACCAAACCCUCCUCAGUUGCUUCCACAUUUUGCAGUCCAUGAUGGAUCUUCUUUCAUCCCUUGAAAAUAAAAAGAAUCAGCUAAAGAAGGAUUAUAUGGUGUAGGAGAAAAGGCUGCAUGAAAAUGGUGGUGAGCAACGCAAAGAAACAUGCAGAAGUUCAAAUCUUGAGAGAGCAAUGGUGAAAUAAAUUUAUAUUUUAUAUGGUGGUAACCAAUGCAAGAAACAUGCAGGUGGAGCUGUUGAUCAGCAAUGGUGAAAUAAAUUACUACCUUGAUAUAUUUUAUUUACUUUAAUGUUCUUAUAUAUUAGGGCAAAAAGGCACAUGGAAAAAGAAUAAGAUUUCUUUAGCUAAAGACUAGGAGUCAGAUUCUUCAGGGUGAAAUUUGAAGAUCUUGGCCAUAGCAAGCUAUAACUUUUCUUUCUUUUUUCUUUUUUACCUAUUUUGGUUUUAUAAUGUUUAUAUACAUGCUUUGUACGGUGAUCCGAAGAUGUAAAUUUCACAUGGGGUCGUGACCCUUUUCUCCGAGAGUGUUUACUUUGGAAACUGUACAAAGAUGAUUCUUUACCUUAAUGUUCUAACUUGUUUUAUAUAA
Molecule: messenger RNA, 1738 nt
Organism: Ricinus communis (castor bean)
Lineage: Eukaryota; Viridiplantae; Streptophyta; Magnoliopsida; Malpighiales; Euphorbiaceae
Product: NAC domain-containing protein 73
Exons: 3
Coding region: 324-1208 (294 amino acids)
Biological process (GO): regulation of DNA-templated transcription
Cellular component (GO): nucleus
Molecular function (GO): DNA-binding transcription factor activity; transcription cis-regulatory region binding
Source: RefSeq, a predicted model, not a curated record